UACGAAUCACGCGGCAUUUGCAGAUGAUGCCCUUAUAGCACAAAGAAUGAACAAAGGACCCAGAGGAAAGCAAAGUAUAAUGCGGCCAACAACUUUUAUUGAUGCUAAUGGUCGACAGAGGGAGCAAACAAUGGUAUUUGAAGAGGAUUACUUUGAUCCCGAUUUGAGAGGAAAGCCAAAAGGAAUAAAAAAGGUGUUAGAAGAAAGAGGACUUUUUAAAGAGGGAUUAAAUUUGGAUUGCUUGGCAUGUAAAAAAAAGAAUGAUUCAGGUAGAACGGAUUGUUACUUGAGGAAGAUUAUGGCCUCUCAACCAGAUUUUGUUGCCCAAAAGUCCGCCGUUGUGGAAUUAAUCGAAGAUGCCGGCCAUAUCUGCAUUUUUUAUCCAAAGUUCCACUGUGAACUUAAUUUUAUCGAAAUGUAUUGGGGAGCAGCUAAGAGAUAUGCAAGAGAUUACUGCGAUUACAUAUGGACCGGCUUGCAAGAAACUGUUCCACGAGCACUUGAUUCAGUAGACAUUGUUACGAUUAGAAGGUUUGCUCGCAAAUCAUGGAGAUAUAUGGAGUUGUAUCGUGAGGGAUUGACAGGAAAAUUGACGGAAUAUGCAUGUAAAGAAUUUAAAUCGCACAGAAGAGUUCCUCAAAACGAAUUGGCUUCAUUUAUUCAAGAAAAUAGAGAAAUGGGCCCUGUUUAA
This is a messenger RNA of Scutellospora calospora, 691 nucleotides long. The record is from the annotation of a GenBank genome assembly. Lineage: Eukaryota; Fungi; Glomeromycota; Glomeromycetes; Diversisporales; Gigasporaceae.